Molecule: messenger RNA, 10139 nt
Organism: Pseudoliparis swirei
Lineage: Eukaryota; Metazoa; Chordata; Actinopteri; Perciformes; Liparidae
Gene: tenm2a
Product: teneurin transmembrane protein 2a
Exons: 35
Coding region: 1-8325 (2774 amino acids)
Biological process (GO): signal transduction; heterophilic cell-cell adhesion; neuron development
Cellular component (GO): neuron projection; membrane
Molecular function (GO): protein heterodimerization activity; protein homodimerization activity; cell adhesion molecule binding
Source: RefSeq, a predicted model, not a curated record
AUGGAUUUGAAGGACAGCCGGCACCGCUCCCUCACCGGGGGCCGCGGCGGCCCCGAAGACGGCCGGUACAACACCUCGUCCCCGGACACGGACGAGUGCCGCGUGCCGACCCAGAAGUCCUACAGCUCCAGCGAGACGCUCAAGGCCUUCGACCACGAGCAGCGGCUGCACUACGGCGGCCGCGUGACGGACCUGGUUCACCACGAGGCCGACGAGUACGCCAGGCAAGGGGGCAGCUUCACGUUGGCCGAGCUGGGCGUGUGCGAGCCGCCGCCGCCCCCGGCCGCCGCCCCCUACUGCCCCGACCUGGGCCUCCUCCAGAGGGGCUACUCCCUGAGCGCCGGCUCCGACGCCGACUCGGACCCCGAGGGGCCGCUGUCCCCGGAGCGAGCCAUCCAGCUGUGGGCGGGCCGGGGCCGGGUCAAGUCCCGGCGGAGCUCGGGGGUGUCCAGCCGCGAGAACUCCGCCCUCACCCUCACCGACUCCGACAAUGACAACAAGUCCGACGACGAGUCAGGUCGUCCACUCCCUCCGACCUCUUCCUCCUCCCUGCUCCCUCCGUCCCUCCCGUCCUCCUCCUCGUCCGCCCCCCACCACCACCCCUCCCUCGGCCCCCCGCCGCCGAUCAGGGAGUGCCAGGUGCCCCUGCUGGAGAAAAACUCCACCCGCUCUCACCUGGAGCCCCACCCGGAGGACUCGUACUUGCUCCGGGCCCAGACCUCCUCCACGGGGGUCGACAACCACCACAGUCAGUCCACGCUGCGGCCUCCGCUGCCCCCGCCGCACAACCACCACACCUUGUCCCACCAGUCGGCCAACAGCCUGAACAGAAACACCCUGAGAGGGGGGCGCAACCCCAUCCACGCCCCGCCCCCGGGCCCCGGAGACGGGCCCACCACCCCGGAGUCGGUCCAGCUGCAAGACAGCUGGGUGCUCAACAGUAACGUCCCACUGGAGACCAGGCACUUCCUGUUCAAGACGUCGUCGGGGACCACGCCCCUCUUCAGUAGCUCCUCCCCCGGGUACCCCCUGACCUCGGGCACCGUGUACUCCCCGCCCCCCCGCCUGCUGCCGAGGAACACCUUCUCCCGCUCGGCCUUCAAGCUCAAGAAGCCGUCCAAGUACUGCAGCUGGAAAUGUGCGGCGGUGACGGCCAUCGCGGCCGCCGCCCUGCUGGCCGUGCUGCUGUCCUACUUCAUCGCGAUCAACCUGCUGGGCCUGACGUGGCAGCUGAAGGCCUCCGACGGCCCGGUGUUAAACAACGGGCUCGGAGCCGGCUUGCCCGUCAACAGCGAUGUGGCCACGCUGCCCUCUGGUGGCAGAGGGCCGUGGGCGGGCCGCAACAGCAGCGUGGACACGGGCAACGUGGAGGUCGGGCGGCGGGCGACGCAGGAAGUGCCCCCGGGAGUGUUCUGGAGGUCCCUGCUGCACCUCGGACAGCCCCAGUUCCUCAAGUUCAACAUCUCGCUGGGCAAGGACGCCCUGUUCGGAGUGUACAUCCGCAAGGGCCUCCCCCCUUCGCACGCCCAGUACGACUACAUGGAGCGGCUGGACGGGAAGGAGAAGUGGAGCGUGGUGGAGUCGCCGCGCGAGAGGAGGAGCAUCCAGACCGUGGUGCUCAACGAGGCCGUGUUCGUCCAGUACCUGGACGCCGGCGCCUGGCACCUGGCCUUCUACAACGACGGCCGGGAGAGGGAGGCCGUCUCCUUCAGCACCAACGUCAUGGAUUCGGUGCAAGAGUGCCCGCGCAAUUGCCAUGGUAACGGAGAGUGCAAUUCCGGCGUGUGCCACUGCUUCCCAGGAUUCCACGGCAUGGACUGCUCCAAAGCGGCGUGCCCGGUGCUGUGCAGCGGCAACGGCCAGUACGACAAGGGCUCCUGCGUGUGCUACAGCGGCUGGAAGGGGCCCGAGUGCGACGUGCCCGUCACGCAGUGCAUCGACCCGCUGUGCGGCGGCCACGGCGCCUGCACCGACGGCAACUGCGUCUGCUCCGUCGGCUACAAAGGGCCCAGCUGUGCCAUGGUGGAUUGCCUGGAUCCGACAUGUUCCAACAACGGCAUCUGUGUGAACGGGGAGUGCCACUGCAAGCCGGGCUGGGGGGGCCUCCACUGCGAGCUGCCCCGGGCCCAGUGCCCAGACCAGUGCCACGGCCACGGGGCCUUCAUCCCCGACACCGGGCUGUGCGGCUGUGACCCCAACUGGAUGGGACCGGACUGCUCCAUGGAGGUGUGCCAGGUGGACUGCGGGACCCACGGGGUGUGCAUGGGCGGAGCCUGUCGCUGCGAGGAGGGCUGGACCGGCUCGGGCUGCGACCAGCGGGUGUGCAACCCGCUCUGCAUCAAACACGGCAGCUGCAAGGACGGCAAGUGCCAGUGUCACCAGGGCUGGAACGGGGAGCACUGCACCAUCGACGGCUGUCCUAACCUGUGCAACGGGAACGGCCAGUGCACCGCGGGGCAGCAGAGCUGGCACUGCGAGUGCCAGACGGGCUGGAGGGGCUCCGGCUGCAGCGUCGCCAUGGAGACCUCCUGCGCCGACAACAAGGACAACGAAGGAGAUGGACUCACGGACUGCAUGGACCCAGACUGCUGCAUCCAGAGUCCCUGUCAGAACAGCCCCCUGUGCCGGGGGUCCCGGGACCCUCUCCUGGUCAUCCAGCAGAGCCCCACGUUCCAGCCCCGCGUCCGCUCCUUCUACGACCGCGUCAAGAUGCUCGUGGGACGGGACAGCACCCACGUCCUGCCGGGGGAAAACCCGUUCAACUCCAGCUUGGCGUCCCUGAUCCGGGGUCAGGUGUUGACGACGGACGGGACGCCUCUGGUGGGGGUGAACGUGUCUUUCGUCAACUACCCGCACUACGGAUACACGCUGACGCGGCAGGACGGCAUGUUCGACCUGCUCGCGAACGGCGGCGCGUCGCUGACGCUGCGGUUCGAGCGCGCUCCCUUCCUGAGCCAGGAGCGCACCGUGUGGCUGCCGUGGCAACGCUUCUACGCCAUGGACACGCUGGUGCUGAAGACGGAGGAGAACACCAUCCCGGGCUGCGACCUGAGCGGCUUCGUCAGGCCCGACCCGCUUGUGAUCGCGUCCCCUCUGUCCUCCUUCUUCAGCUCCAAGCCGGGGGAGAAACCCAUCAUACCGGAGACACAGGUGCUCCACGAGCAGAUCGAGGUGCCGGGCUCCAGUCUGAAGCUGUGCUACCUGAGCUCCCGGACGCAGGGUUACCGCUCCCUGCUCAAGGUCACCAUGACCCCGGCCGUGGUGUCCAUGGGCCUGAUGAAGGUCCACCUGAUGGUGGCGGUGGAGGGACACCUCUUCCAGAAGUGGUUCCACGCCUCGCCCAACCUGGCCUACACCUACAUCUGGGACAAGACCGACGCCUACGCCCAGAGGGUCUACGGGCUGUCUGAGGCUGUGGUGUCCGUGGGCUACGAAUAUGAGUCCUGUGCCAGUCUCAUCCUCUGGGAGAAGAGGACCGCCACUCUGCAGGGCUACGAGCUGGACCCCACCGGCCUGGGCGGCUGGUCGCUCGACAAGCAUCACAUCCUGAACACACGCAGUGGCAUCCUUCACAAGGGGAGCGGCGAGAACAUCUUCGUGACGGAGCAGCCGCCGGUCAUCACCAGCGCCAUGGGCAACGGGCGGCGCCGCAGCAUCUCCUGCCCGAGCUGCAACGGCCUGGCCGACGGCAACAAGCUGCUGGCGCCGGUCGCCUUGGCGAUGGGCAUCGACGGCAGCCUCUACGUCGGGGACCUCAACUUUGUGCGCCGGGUUUACCCGUCGAUGAACACAACUGGCAUCCUGGAAUUAAGGAAUAAAGAUUUCAGACACAGUAACAACCCGACGCACAAGUACUUCCUGGCAGUGGAUCCGGUGUCGGGGGCGUUGUUCAUCUCCGACACCAACUCGCGCAGAAUCUACCGCGUUCACUCGCUCACGGGCGGCCGCCAGCUGCCCGACAACGCCGAGGUGGUGGCCGGCACCGGGGAGCAGUGCCUGCCCUUCGACGAGCGCUGCGGCGACGGCGGCAAAGCCACCGACGCCACUCUGAUGAGCCCCAAAGGCAUCGCGGUGGAUAAGAACGGCCUGAUGUACUUCGUGGACGCCACCAUGAUCCGCAAAGUGGACCAGAACGGCGUCAUCUCCACGCUGCUCGGCGCCAACGACCUGACGGCCGUGCGCCCGCUGAGCUGCGACUCCAGCAUGGACGUCAGCCAGGUGCGUCUUGAGUGGCCCACGGACCUCGCGGUGAACCCCAUGGACAACUCCCUCUACGUCCUGGAGAACAACGUCAUCCUUCGCAUCACUGAGAACCACCAGGUGAGCAUCAUCGCCGGUCGGCCCAUGCAUUGCCAGGUGCCGGGGAUCGACUACAGCCUGAGCAAGCUGGCCAUACACGCGGCCCUGGAGAGCGCCACGGCCAUCGCCCUGUCGUACACCGGCGUCCUGUACAUCGCCGAGACGGACGAGAAGAAGAUCAACCGAGUCCGACAGGUGAGCACCAACGGCGAGAUCUCUCUCCUGGCCGGCGUCGCCUCCGACUGCGACUGCAAGAACGACGUCAACUGCAACUGUUUCUUCGGCGACGACGGCUACGCCCCCGACGGCGGCCUGAACUCGCCCACCUCGCUGGCCGCGUCGCCCGACGGGACGCUCUUCAUCGCCGACCUCAACAACAUACGCAUCCGGGCCGUGCGCGCCAACCGGCCGGGCCCCGCCGUCUCCAACUCCGGCUACGGGGGAGGCGCGGCGCGCUACGAGGUGGCGUCGCCGAGGGAGCAGGAGCUGUACGUCUUCGACGGCGAGGGGCUCCACAUCCAGACCGUCAGCCUGGUGACCGGCGAGCCGCUCUACAACUUCACCUACGGCGCCGACGGGGAGCUCGCCACGCUGGUGGACAACUCCAACAACACGGUGAAGGUGAGGCGCGAGGGCCAGGGAGGAGGGGCCGGCCUGCUGCGCCUGGUGCUGCUGCCCGAGAACCAAGUGGUGACCCUGGGACUGGACCCCACCGGAGGGCUGCGGAGCGUGGCGGCCCUGGGCCAGGAGGUGGCGCUGAUGGGCUACAGCGGCAACACGGGCCUCCUCGCCACCAAGGCGGACGAGACCGGCUGGACCAUGUUUUACCAGUACGACAGCGAGGGCCGGCUGUCCAACGUCACGUACCCCACGGGCGCCGUGACCAGCCUGCACCGCGAGAUCGAGCGCUCCAUCAACAUCGACAUCGAGAGCUCCAGCCGAGACGACGACGUCACCGUCAUCACCAACCUGUCGUCCGUGGAGGCCUCGUACACCGUGGUGCAAGACCAGGUGAGGAACAGCUACCAGCUGUGCCACAACGGGACCCUGAGGGUGCUGUACGCCAACGGCAUGGGCAUCAGCUUCCACACGGAGCCCCACAUCCUGGCCGGCUCCGUCAGCCCCACCAUCGGCCGCAGGAACAUCACGCUGCCCACGGACAACGGCCUCAACUCCAUCGAGUGGCGUCUGCGCAAGGAGCAGACCAAGGGCAAGGUCACCGUGUUCGGGAGGAAGCUCCGAGCUCACGGCCGCAAUCUCCUGUCCAUCGAUUUCGACCGCAACACGCGGACGGAGAAGAUCUACGACGACCACCGCAAGUUCACGCUGCGCAUCAUGUACGACGCCCAGGGCCGGCCGUCCAUGUGGCUGCCCAGCAGCAGCCUGGCGGUGGUCAACGUGUCGUACUCGGCCACCGGGCAGCUGGUCGGGCUGCAGAGGGGGAGCAUGAGCGAGAGGACCGAGUUCGACCCGCAGGGACGCAUCCUGACUCGCUCCUUCGUGGACGGGAAGGUGUGGAGCUACAGCUACCUGGACAAGUCCAUGGUGCUGCUGCUGCAGAGCCAGAGGCAGUACAUCUUCGAGUUCGACGCCUCGGGUCGGGUCACGGCCGUCACCAUGCCCAGCGUGGCGCGGCACACCAUGUUCACGCACGUGUCCGUCGGCUACAUCCGCAACACCUACAACCCGCCGGAGAGCAACGCGUCCGUCAUCCACGACUUCGCCGAGGACGGCCGGCCCCACGCCACGCACUACCUGGGCACGGGCCGCCGCGUCCUCUACAAGUACGGCAAGCUGGCCAAGCUGUCGGAGAUCGUGUACGACGGCACCGCCGUCACCUUCGGCUACGACGAGACGGCCGGCGUGCUGAAGAUGGUCAACCUGCAGAGCGGCGGCUUCUCGUGCACCAUCCGCUACCGCAAGAUGGGCCCGCUCAUCGACAAGCAGAUCUACCGCUUCAGCGAGGAGGGGAUGGUCAACGCGCGGUUCGACUACACCUACCACGACAACAGCUUCCGGAUCGCCAGCAUGAAGCCGGUCAUCAGCGAGACGCCGCUGCCCGUCGACCUCUACCGAUACGACGAGAUCUCCGGGAAGGUGGAGCACUUUGGAAAGUUCGGGGUCAUUUACUACGACAUCAAUCAGAUCAUCACCACCGCCGUGAUGACGCUGAGCAAGCAUUUCGACACGCACGGGCGCAUCAAGGAGGUCCAGUACGAGAUCUUCCGCUCGCUGAUGUACUGGAUGACGGUGCAGUACGACAGCAUGGGCCGGGUGGUGAAGAGGGAGCUCAAAAUCGGGCCCUACGCCAACACCACCCAGUACCGCUACGACUACGACGGAGACGGACAGCUGAGCGGCGUCAAGGUGAAUGACUGGUCCACGUGGCGCUACAGCUACGACCUGAACGGUAACCUCCACCUGCUCAACCCGGGGAACAGCGCCCGCAUCCUGCCGCUGCGCUACGACCUCAGGGACCGCAUCACGCGUCUGGGCGACGUCCAGUACCGGCUGGACGAAGACGGCUACCUCAGCCAGCGCGGCUCCGACGUCUUCGACUACAACUCCAAAGGUCAGCUGCUGAGGGCCUACAACCGAGGGCCCGGCGGCUGGAGCGUCGUGUACCACUACGACGGGCUGGGCCGCCGCGUGUCCACGAGGAACAGCGUGGGCCAGCACCUCCAGUUCUUCUACGCCGACCUCAACCACCCGACCCGGGUCACGCACAUCUUCAACCACUCCAGCUCCGAGAUCUCGUCGCUCUACUACGACCUGCAGGGGCAUUUGUUCGCCAUGGAGGUGAGCAGCGGAGAGGAAUACUACAUCGCUUCUGACAACACGGGCACGCCGCUGGCCGUCUUCAGCAGCAACGGACAAAUGAUCAAACAGGUGCAGUACACAGCCUACGGAGAGGUGUACCUGGACUCUAACCCGGAGUUCCAGCUGGUGGUGGGCUUCCACGGCGGCCUCUACGACCCCCUGACCAAGCUGGUCCACUUCACGCAGCGGGACUACGACGUGCUGGCCGGACGCUGGACGUCGCCCGACUACAGCAUGUGGCCCAAGAUCGGGAAGGACCCGGCUCCCUUCAACCUGUACAUGUUCAAGAACAACAACCCCCUGAGCGACAUGCUGGACGUCAAGAACUACGUCACAGAUGUGAAGAGCUGGCUGGUGAUGUUCGGCUUCCAGCUCAGCAACAUCAUCCCCGGCUUCCCCCGACACUCGCUCUACUUCGUGGAGCCGCCCUACGAGCUGCAGGCCACGCAGCACUGCGAGAACGGACAGCUCAUCACCGGCGUGCAGCAGGCGGCAGAGCGUCACAACCAGGCCUUCAUGGCCCUGGAGGGCCGCCGCCUCACCAAGGAGCGGCGGCGGCGCAAGGACAAGCCCGGCCACUGGUUCGGCACCAGCACCCCCAUCAUCGGCCGCGGCGUGAUGCUGGCCCUGAAGGAGGGCCGCGUGGUCGCCGGCGUCUCGCCGUCGGCCAGCGACGACAGCCGCAAAGUGGCGCUGGUGCUCAACGGCGCCCAGUACCUGGACGGCAUCCACUACACCCAGGAGGGGAAGGACUGCCACUACUUCGUGAAGGUGGGCUCCAUCGACGGCGACCUGCUGGCCCUGGGGCUCACCAACGGGCGCAAGUCGCUGGAGAGCGGCGUCAACGUGACGGUGAGCGGCCGCUCGAGGCGGGGCGUGACGGUGGAGUUCGCCGGGCCGGCGCUGGUGCUGAGCGUGCGGUACGGAGCGGCGGCCGACGUGGCGGACGAGGAGAAGGUGAGACUGUUGGAGCUGGCCCGGCAGAGGGCGCUGGCCGGGGCCUGGGCCAAGGAGCAGCAGAGGGCCCGGGAUGGGAAGGGAGGCAGCCGCCUGUGGACGGAGGGGGAGAGGCAGCAGCUGCUCACGACGGGCCGGGUGCAGGGCUACGACGGGUACUACGUGCUUCCUGUGGAGCAGUACCCAGAACUGGCGGACAGCAGCAACAACAUCCAGUUCCUCAGACAGAACGAGAUGGGCAGGAGGUAACAGCCCACCUGGGACUGUUUCUGAAUGGCGGACCCUUCCCCCCCCCCUCUCUCUCCCUCACGUUCACUUCUCGAGAGACCCUGCUCCUUUUUCUUUUCUUCUUCCUGAACCCUAAACGGCCUCCUCGACCCGGCAACAAACAAAAAACACGGAGAGAAUGAACCGACACAAACGGGGUUACCCGCGGAACGCUGCAGGGACUUUUUGGAAAAAGAAUGACUCGUCCGAGGAGAAAUAAACAGAUCAUUUGUUUGUUUUACUGCCGCGCGGGCGACAACAACGACAACACGUUACAGUUUAGUCCUUUUUUGGGUUUUCUUCUUCUCUUGAAAAAAACUUUGAACAACUUUAAAAAAGCACCGAAGGGACUUUGAGAACUGUUGCUUAUGACGAAUAAGAGAAGAUUCCCCUUUUUAAAAAAGAUCGUGAUAUUUUUCGCCCAUAUUUCUUGGGUCACACUGAAGAGUGGGCGUGGCGCGGCGGGCGGGUCGCGACCUGUCUCUCUCUCUCUCUCUCUCUCUCUCUCUCUCUCUCUCUCUCACCGACAGACACCGAAGGCACAGGGACCAAAAGCGGAGGCGGAGCCUCUCCGGAGCGCACGACACAAACCAACGGAGGACAUCAUAAACAGCGACACACGCGCCGCGAUGUCAAAGGUCAAAGGUCGUCCAAUACUAUGAGUCGUCUCCAUGUCUCAGGCCUCCCAUCGUCUCCCUCACGGACCAGUCCUCCAACCAGGCAACACACACACACACACACACACACACGAGCUAACAGCGUCCUCCAAGCUGUUUGGCGAGACUGGAGAAUAAAACUUUUUCAAAAAAACAAAGUGAACAACACAACAAAAAAAAGAAGUGAUGGCUAUAUUUGUGGACAAGUGGUAUCACAUAGCAUUGUUUAUUUUGAAGCGGCGGCGGAGAAAAUCAUAUUCCUACAUGUGUGUGUGUGUGUGUCCGAUUACACUAAAAUUUCAGGAUGUCGCGUAUAUCGUAGAUGCCGUAGUUUUGUACGUUUCAGUCGCGGUAGAAUUGUGAGACUUUCACCGAGGCACUUCUGUACAGAACGAUCAAACACGCCGGAGAACAUGCUACGUUAGUUAUUUAUUUUAUUUUAUUUAUUUAUUCUUAGUACUAUAUGACAAUCAUGAAUGAGUCACCAGUUCUAUUCCAAAUGAACAAUUAAUGGACUGAGUUUUAUUUUAUUUUUUGUAAAAAUAUGUAAGAGUUCUUUUUGUUUUGUUUUUUGUAUUAAUUUCAUUUUAUUGCUGCCAGGGCAAAUAAAUAGUCACUCUCUCAAAAAGAAAAAUAAUUUAUGUAAUAAAGUGUUUAAAAAAAUAAAAUAAUAAUAAUAAAACGGUUUAUACUUUAAAUAAAGUCUUUAAAACUGUGAAAUCUGUUUUUUCGAGCUAUAUUUCGAUGUACAGUGUAUAGAUUUACCUUUAUGCAGCACAGUAGAAUAUUGUCCAGAAUAUCGAGUUUUAUAUUUAUAAGAGGAAGUGGCUUGUAAUGUGCAAAAAUCUUUAGCUGGAAUUACUACUCUAGAGUUUUGUGGCACUCUAAUAUUCCAUAUCUACAAAUAUCAAUCCCCAGUUUGUUGUUUUUUGACUGUUUUUUGGUUUUGGAAGCAGAGAUGAUUUCUGUCCUAGAUCCCAACAGCGGUAGCAGUAAUGGAUCCCUCUCACUGUGAAGAGACUCGUGCUGGAUGUCAUAAUGUACCAAAUCAGUAUUAUCGAAAAGGGAUGACUCUUAUACAUUCACUGAAACGAGACUCUUCUGAGAACCUUAUCAAUAAAAUAUAAUUGUUUACUUCAA